AUGGUUGCUAGGCAACUCUGUCUAGAAAAUUUCCUAUGGAAAUUUAAAAGAAAUCAAUACAGGAACAUUAAUACAGGAAAUUUCUUAAAUAAUGAAGAAAUAGAAGAAGUCUCAGAAUUUGUCUAUCUAGGAAGCAAGAUCACCACAGAUGGGAACUCAGAGGUAGAUGUACUAGCUCGAAUUUCAAAAGCCACAGGAGCGUAUGUUGCACUAAGAAACAUCUGGAGGUCAGCAAAGAUCAGCACAAACACCAAAAUAAGGAUCUUCAAGAGCAACGUGCUUGGGGUCCUCCUAUAUGGUGCUGAAGCAUGGAAAGUUACUAAAACCAUCUCAAACAAGCUAGAUACCUUCCAGACACGCUGCCUUCGCAGAAUACUGCGCAUCUUCUGGCCAAAUACCAUCUCAAAUGAGGAGCUGUACAAAAAGACCAACACCACCCCUCUAUCUCAAGUUAUAAAGAGAAGAAAAUGGCUGUGGAUAGGGCAUGUAUGUAGAAUGCACCCAACUUCCACCCCAAGGGUUGCUUUGAAAUGGACACCACCUGGCAAGAGAAAGAGAGGAAGACCAAAAGAAACAUGGAGAAGAUCUGUAGAGAAAGAGAUGGGAAAGAACCGCUGGACAUGGGGACAGAUACAGAAAUGGACACAGGACAGGCCAGCAUGGAAGUCUCUGGUGACGGCCUUAUGUGCUAUCCAGCACGAAGAGGAUUAA
Saccostrea cuccullata (small rock oyster) is the source of this 711-nucleotide messenger RNA. RefSeq lists its product as uncharacterized. NCBI's taxonomy places the organism in Eukaryota, Metazoa, Mollusca, Bivalvia, Ostreida, Ostreidae. The transcript has a single exon. The coding region runs from base 1 to 711 and encodes 236 amino acids. The record is from RefSeq and is a predicted model, not a curated record.